Messenger RNA from Branchiostoma floridae (Florida lancelet), 5101 nucleotides. RefSeq lists its product as uncharacterized. Gene Ontology annotation, biological process: protein phosphorylation. The coding region runs from base 536 to 4345 and encodes 1269 amino acids. The transcript has 13 exons. Gene Ontology annotation, molecular function: protein kinase activity; ATP binding; protein binding. NCBI's taxonomy places the organism in Eukaryota, Metazoa, Chordata, Leptocardii, Amphioxiformes, Branchiostomatidae. The record is from RefSeq and is a predicted model, not a curated record.
UCCAAACUGGGUCAUUAUACCCACGGAUCUCGCGCUGAAAGCACACGUUAGAGACGUAGUGCUCUGAAAAUUUCCCGAGUUUUCUUUUACAUUUCAUCUCCUGUUUUGGCAUCGGACUGGAAAAUUCAGAACACUCCCCGUUCCAGCAGAUCGUAGUUUCAUGUAGCGGCCACUUCCUUGGCCGAGAAUUGUUUCUGUGGAGCUAGGGUGCUACGUACUCGUCCUCUUCGGAGCCGCAUCCCGUUCAGCGGAGCCAGUCCGGCAAGAACCCCCGCACUCGUCUGACCCGUCUUCGGCGCCCCUCGUCUUCGUCGAAGACAACCAGCCACGUACCCAUUGGACCCCUUUGUCUUUCCUGUGGAACAGGCAGUUGAUGAGGAGUGGGGUGUGAACUCCUACUCAACCGAAAGAACUCCACUCUGAACUUGGCCUGUCAUCGGCUCAUCGAGUCUACGCCUCACGUCUGGUCGAACCAUUCAUAAUUUAGUGACCGGACAGUCGCCCGUCUGUGAACUCAACUCAAACUCUACGCAGCAUGCAGACGAGUGGAAUGAGGUGCCGAGCCGCUGCAGUCAGUGUCCUUGGUGUCCUGUGGGUCAUCACGGCUGCCUUAGCCUGCCCAGAGAAAUGUUGGUGUAAAGUAUUUAGUGAUUCGUCAAUGGUUAGCUGUUCUCUCCAGGAGUUGAAAGGUGUUCCUAUCAACAUACCACCGAAAACAACUUCUCUAAGCCUGACAUUCAACAACAUACAGAACCUGACUGUUGCGGCUUUCUCCGACCUCAUCAAUUUGGGGGAGCUUGAUCUGGCCAAUAACAACAUCAGCGUUCUUCCUGACGGAGUUUUUUCAAAUCUCACUAGCCUUGAGAUUCUUCGUCUGGACAACAACAACAUCGGCGUUCUCCCUGAUGGAGUCUUCUCAAGUCUCGCCAGCCUUAAGAAGCUUCGUCUGGCCAAUAACAACAUCAGAGUUCUUCCUGGUGGAGUCUUCUCAAAUCUGACCAGCCUGGAGUUGCUAGAUCUGCAGAACAACAACAUCAGCGUUCUUCCUGACGGAAUCUUCUCAAAAUUCACCAGUCUGGAGAGGCUUUAUCUACAGAACAACCCCAUCAGCGUUUUUUCUGACGGAGUCUUCUCACAUCUCACCAGCCUGGAAUGGCUUCUUCUGGCAAGCAACAACAUCAGGGUUCUCCCUGACGGAGUCUUCUCAAAUCUCACUAGCCUGAAACGGCUUCGUCUGUACAACAACAACAUCAGCGUUCUCCCUGACGGAAUCUUCUCACAUCUCCUCAGUCUGGAGAUACUUGAUCUGCAAAAAAACCACAUCAGUUCUCUUCCUGGCGGAUUCUUCUCAAAUCUGACCAGCCUGGGGACGCUUAAUCUACAGAACAACGACAUCAGCGUUCUUCCUGACGGAAUCUUCUCACAUCUCCUCAGCCUGGAGUUGCUUGGUCUGCAGAACAGCAACAUCAGCGUUCUUCCUGACGGAAUCUUCUCAAAUCUUAUCAGCCUGGAGACACUUGAUCUACAGAAAAACGACAUCAGUUCUCUUCCUGACGGAGUCUUCUCAAAUCUGACUAGCCUGGAGAGGCUUUAUCUACAGAACAACCGCAUCCGCGUUCUUCCUGAUGAAGUCUUUUCACAUCUCCUCAGUCUGAAAUGGCUUCGUCUGGAGAAGAACAGCAUCAGCGUUCUUUCCGAUAGAGGUUUCUCACAUCUCACCAGCCUGAAAUGGCUUCGUUUGGACAACAACAACAUCAGCGUUCUUCCUGACGGAGUCUUCUCAAAUCUUACCAACCUGGAUAGUCUUUAUCUGCAGAACAACCACAUCAGCGUUCUUCCGGAUGGAAUCUUCUCACAUCUGACAAGUUUGAAACGGUGCAUUCUGUCGAACAAUAGCAUUUCGGAUAUUUCAACGGGAGAUUUCUUACAGCUUAGAUACCUAAAACAUUUGCUUUUAAAGAACAACAACAUACAGAAUCUGCCUAUUGAUUUAUUUUCAACUCAAACUACCCUUGAAAUACUAGACCUGUCCGAUAAUUACAUAGAAGUUCUCCCAGGCACAGUUUUCUCAAAUCUUACCAGUCUAACCAGGUUGAACCUGUCCAAUAACAACAUACAGACUCUAUCCGUAGACAUCACACGUCUUCCUCAGCUGACUACCCUCGCCAUAGGUGGGAACCCCUGGAGGUGCGACUGCAGAUUACAGAAUCUAAUGACGCCACGUCUGCGAGCUUUAAUCCAGGGGAAUCCAACCUGCAGCUCCCCUCCCCACAUGGAAGGUGUCGCUCUGCCACUCGUCGUGGCAGCCACGGUUUGUCACGGCCACGGGGACUGCACCUUGGAAGGUGAAGAGGGUACUUGUGCUUGCAAUGAAGCCUGGACUGGUCCAUACUGUGAUAAAGAAGCUAACUUGGCCUAUGGAAAGACAGCAACACAGAGUUCCACCUACACCUACAACGGGGUAUCGGGAGGACCAGAAAAGGCUGUUGAUGGCUACAGAGGGACUGAUGCCAGGCGGCGUGUCAGUGAGUGCGCUCGGACCAAGAUAGAAUAUCAGCCAUGGUGGAAGGUAGACCUGGCAGGUUUCUACACAGUCAGCCGGGUCAGCGUUCUUAACAGAGGAGGCUCGCGCAAGUUGCGGGCAUUCGCACUAAGAAACUUCAUGGUGCGAGUUGGCCCGAACGAGAACUUCACCCAAAAUGACCAAUGCGGACAGACUUACUCGACCACUCCGACAGCUGGACAGACUAUCGUCGUGCACUGUGACCCGCCGAUACCAGGCCGUUAUGUCUCCGUUCACAUCAUGGCCAUGGGGCAGAGGAGGACCUUGACAGUGUGUGAGGUGGAGGUCUAUGUUACAGGAGUCUGCUGUGACCAUACAAUCAGGAUAAAGAACGGCCAGGUCAAAGCUACUGACGGCUACUGCCCUGGGAACGACAUCCAGUUCUCUUGUGAUACUGGGUACGAGCUUGUCGGCAACUCCUUCGCUAUCUGCCGGGACGAGGGUUGGGACCGAAGGAUUCCGACUUGCCAACGUAUCUGCUGUGACGCCAUCACUGAAAUCACAAACGGCCAGGUCAAUGCUACCGACGGCUACUGCUCUGGGAACAACAUCCAGUUCUCUUGUAAUCCUGGGUACGAGCUUGUCGGCAACUCCAAUGCCUCUUGCCAAGAGGACAAAAGUUGGGGUAGACAGAUACCAACUUGUCGCAAACCACCUACAGAAGAGAGCCUGACCUCCAUCGAAGCCAUCGUUGGCGGCGCCAGUACCGGUAUUGUCGCAGCGCUGAUCGUGGCAAUUUCAGUCUUCGUUGCAUUCUUCCUAAGACGACGGAAUAAGAAAAGGGAAGACUGCCAAAUAUCGAUACAUUACUUUGUACCAGAUGAUAAAAUAAUCCACAGGAGGAGAAUACAGGAGAUGGUCCCGCUGGUGCCUGCCCGGCCAGAGUUCCCGGGUUUCGAGGUCGACCACAGCCGGGUGACGCUUGGCGAGAGGAUCGGCAGCGGGGCGUUCGGCCUUGCUUACCGGGCAACCCUGACGACCAACGAGGAGUCAGAGGACGUCGUCGUAAAAACUGUUAAAGACAACGCCAGUGAGGAAGACAAGCUGAGUUUCCUGCAGGAAAUCCGUGCAGUUGUGGAUCUGGGGGUUCAGAAGAACCUGCUGGGUCUGGUUGGCUGCUGCACGGUGGUGCGAGACCAUCUGUAUCUCAUCACGGAGUUUAUGCCGUACGGAGACCUGAAGGGCUUUCUAAGGAAAUGUCAGGAGGGUAUUCCUGAUGGACCUCGAGACGACAUCUACAACUUCGAGGUGAUGCAGAUGUACCAGGUGGGCCGGCAGAUCGCUAGAGGCAUGGACCACAUCGCCCGGUCCCGUUACAUCCAUGGUGACCUGGCCGCCCGGAACGUCCUGGUCGGGGAGAAGCUGACCGUGAAGAUUUCCGACUUCGGGCUGGCGGAAGACAUCUACAGCCGAGGUUACCGUCGGCAGAACCGCCUCCAGAAGGUGCCGUGGAAAUGGAUGGCGCCCGAGCGGCUGCAGGGUGGGGAAGCCUACACCGCACAGAGCGACGUGUGGUCCUUCGGGAUAGUGCUGUACGAGAUAAGUACGCUAGGGGGCGAUCCUUAUCCUGACAUGGCAAUUGCCCACCUGCAAGAACGCCUACAGACUGGGUUCAGGAUGUCUAAACCUGGGGGCUGCCCCGCCGGCAUGUACGACCUGAUGCUGCAGUGCUGGCGCUGGCAGCCCGCCGAGCGGCCGUCCUUCCGCACACUGGAGCUCGACCUGGACAAGCAGCUCGCCUUCUACGGACCCGAGUACGCUACACCAACUCCCUGUACAUGAAAUGUCAUCUCGACCUGGACAAGCAGCUCGCCUUCUACGGACCCGAGUAAGCUACACCAACUCCCUGUACUUGAAAUGGCACAUCGUUCCUCAAUUUACAAUAAAAUGGGACAACAUGACGUAUAAAAUAAUUGAAUAUAGCUAGUAUGUACAUGUCGCGAUCGAUUUAAUAAGUGGUAAUCACAGAACUCAUAUGCUAUAUAUGAAAGUAUAAGCUUUGUAGACGAUGCUUAAGAUGAGUCGUUGUUGGAUGGACAGGUUCUUGACGGUUUUCUACGCAUGAGAAACCACUCUUUGUACAGAAAAAAGAACUGUUUGAGAACUUAUUUUAACUAAAAAUUUUUUUUAGUAAGUAGAAAUUCAAUUCUACUGUGUCCAUUUUGUAGACAGUCGCUAUACUUUUUGUUGUGUCAAUUUAUAUAUAUAUAUAUAGCUUCCGCCAAUAAUGUAAUGAAACUAUAUGUAAACCGUGUCAUUUUAUUUUCUAUCUUUAAACCAUAAGUCUUCUGAUGGAUAAAACUCUCCCUACUUCACCUGUUUUUAUAAUCAAUGGAACACGAUGAAGUACCUGUUUCUUAUCUACUCGGGUGUGGUUACAGUCGAACUUAAAAAGGGCAAUGUAAGUGGUAUGAAAAGACUAUUUUGGCUUAAAUGUAUGUUCAAUCACAACAUUGAACACUUGAUAUCAUAAGUAGUCAUUGUAUUUAGAAAUACGUGUUAUUAUACAAUCAAAAUACAAUAUUAUACAAUGGCAAA